Molecule: messenger RNA, 557 nt
Organism: Benincasa hispida (wax gourd)
Lineage: Eukaryota; Viridiplantae; Streptophyta; Magnoliopsida; Cucurbitales; Cucurbitaceae
Source: RefSeq, a predicted model, not a curated record
CCGUUCGGAACUCAAUCCCGAUACGGUUCCCCCUUUUUCGUUUUAUUCGAGUUUGAUAUUGGUUUUUUAUUCAAAGAAGAUGGUUAAGUAAUUAUAUGAUCUAUUUGUGUUGUGUUUUGUAUUGUGACAGUUUGUAGUGAGGAGAUUCAAGGACAAAUGGUGGUUGAAGCCUUCAAAUGUUUUGACAAUAAGUUUAUAUACAAUGGGUGUGAAAGUGCUUAUAGAUUGAACCCAAGUGGGAGUUUCAAUGUCCCUCCUGAGGCUACUAACCUAUUUUGCAAUGGACCAUGUUUGGUCGAAACACAACUUGUGCUCAACUGCCUUGACGAUAUUUUUCAAAACUUCUUCUUCUUCAACAAAGCCACGACGCAAAGCUUUCGAAAUGCCCUCCAUGUCGGCUGCAGCUUCUCGAGCCAGAGAGGGAACUUCAAUCAAGGAUUGUUCAUGCAAGGUGAAAUUAGUAAAGCUCACAUCCUCCAAAAAUGGUUCAUCUAUUGUAUUAUUUUUCUUGUUGGGUGUUGUAUUUUUAUCUUAUAAACAUCAACCAAACAUUUCUG